Molecule: messenger RNA, 1644 nt
Organism: Arachis duranensis
Lineage: Eukaryota; Viridiplantae; Streptophyta; Magnoliopsida; Fabales; Fabaceae
Exons: 5
Coding region: 180-1517 (445 amino acids)
Molecular function (GO): 5'-3' RNA exonuclease activity; 5'-3' DNA exonuclease activity
Source: RefSeq, a predicted model, not a curated record
ACCAUUCAGGACACCUGUGUCACUAACACGGACACUGCCCUUAACUUAAAAGCCCUAAUAAUAGAGAACCCUUCUCCCUUUCUUUUAUAUAGGGGUUCAUGUCAUGUAACCUAACAUACCCACCCUAAUGGCCUAAGCAAAAAACCAAAAUUUCCGUUAAAGUUUUUAUCUUUUCGGUGAUGGGGGAAGGUUCCUCAGCCAACGCCAAGGACAAGAAAAAGAAGAAGAAGAGGAACCACCGUGGUGGUGGCAGCAGCAAGAAGAAGAUGACCCAUGAGCAGCUUCUUGCAUUCAAGUCGGUCACCGACUGGGUUCACUUGGAUCAGCCAUCAUCUUCUUCUUCUCUUACUUGUCUUGUCGAUGAUUUUGGAGUGCAGAAGGGUCUUGGCAGGGGUGGGGAAAAGGUCGUCUUUGAAUUGCAUUCACACUCCAAAUUCAGUGAUGGCUUCUUGUCCCCUUCCAAGCUCAUUGACAGAGCUCACAUCAAUGGCGUGAAAGUUCUUGCUCUGACAGAUCAUGACACUAUGUCAGGCAUCCCUGAGGCUGUAGAAGCAGCUCGUAAAUAUGGCAUCAAGAUAAUUCCUGGUGUUGAAAUUAGUACAAUAUUCUCUCCAAGUGGAGACUCCGAAGCAGAGGAACCAGUACAUAUUUUAGCAUAUUACAGUAGCAUUGGACCAUCAAGGUUUGAGGAACUGGACAAGUUUUUGUCAAAUAUAAGAGAGGGACGCUUUCUUCGUGCAAAGAAUAUCGUCUUGAAACUGAAUAAGCUCAAGUUUCCUCUUAAGUGGGAGCAUGUUUGCAGGAUAGCAGGCAAGGGAGUUGCCCCUGGGAGGCUUCAUGUAGCCCGUGCUAUGGUCGAGGCUGGUUAUGUAGAAAAUCUCAAACAAGCUUUUGCUCGAUAUCUUUUCGAUGGUGGACCUGCUUAUUCAACGGGAAGUGAGCCUCUAGCAGAGGAAGCAAUAAAAAUGAUCAGCAACACUGGGGGCGUUUCAGUGCUGGCUCAUCCAUGGGCACUGAAAAAUCCUGUUCCCAUUGUGAGGAGGUUAAAAGAAGCUGGUCUCCAUGGAAUAGAGGUCUACAGAAGUGAUGGAAGGCUGGCAGCAUAUAGCGACCUAGCCGAUGCAUACGGGCUUUUGAAGACUGGAGGGUCGGACUAUCAUGGAAGAGGAGGGCACAACGAAUCGGAACUGGGAAGCGUGAACCUUCCGGUGCUAGUGUUGCACGACUUGCUCAAGGUGGCUCGACCAAUCUGGUGCGAUGCCAUCAAGGAAAUAUUGGAGUGUUAUGCUGAGGAGCCUUCUGAUUCGAACCUAGCAAGUAUCACCAGGUUUGGGAGAACCCGGGCUUUUAAGGGAGGUUCACCCUUGAGUUGUGGACAGGACUUGAUUGAUCACUGCCUUCCUCUCUGGCUGAGUACGGAGGAGAUGGAGGAUGCAGAGAUUAAAGCCAUCAAAUUGAAGCUUUCCAAUGUUUCUCUUAGUCAAGGAGGAAUUCAAGUUCUCAUAGAGACUAAAUAGUUGUAUCUUGUAUGAAUCUAGAUAUCUUAAUUUAAUCAUGUCAUGUAACUCUUCCCAAGCCAAUCUAUUUGUAAGUCAAGUUCUUCAAUUUUUCUUUUCUUUUUUUAAUUUGGGAAUAUUUCUAUCA